Messenger RNA from Solenopsis invicta (red fire ant), 2124 nucleotides. Its product is annotated as C1GALT1-specific chaperone 1. The coding region runs from base 593 to 1945 and encodes 450 amino acids. Gene Ontology annotation, molecular function: N-acetylgalactosaminide beta-1,3-galactosyltransferase activity. The record is from RefSeq and is a predicted model, not a curated record. NCBI's taxonomy places the organism in Eukaryota, Metazoa, Arthropoda, Insecta, Hymenoptera, Formicidae. Gene Ontology annotation, cellular component: membrane. The transcript has 4 exons.
GCUGGAUCAAGCUAGGUUACGUCAAGUUAAGGUUAGGGUGUUUGGACCAAUAGGUGUCUUGUUUAUGUCACCUGUUGAUUCACACGGCCGCGAAUGUCAUAAUUACCUCAGAUCACCAUAUGUUAUACGCAAAGUUUUCUUUUCCAAUACUUUUCUUGGAUUAGACAGCAAUGGACGUCGCAAAUUGAUCGCCGCAGCUGCAGGCUUAUAAUAACAAAUUGCACAUGUUUUUAAGUGUGAACACGCUUCAGCAUGUAUAUAUAGAAUAUCAAUCUACGAUAUAAUAUCUAUGAUUCUAUGAUAAUGAUUUUGUCAUUCUACUUUUAUCGUUGAUUCACGUACAUAAAAUUCAUGUCGCAGUCCUAGAAUAGAGCAUUUUCGCGAAUAUGAAGAAUAAAAAAGUAAGACUCAAAAAAAUUUAAUAUGUACACGCAAUAUCUGCGAAAGGAGGUCUUAACAAGAUAAUUGAGUUCAACGAAGGUCAAAUGUAAUGACUGACGGCACGAGUGUAAUAUAGUUUCUACUUGAUGUUAGAUCACCUGGCAUUAGUUCCGACAAACCGGAUGAUUUUAUCGAAUUUUUCAUUGUGACAAUGCAUUUCCGCAAGCAAAGAUCGAUAUUUCUGAUUGGCUGUGGAAUUGGUUUUGUUCUUCCAUUGUUACUCGUUUCAUUAAGAAAUACAUUUGUAACCGAUUCUAUCGUUAAUGAAGAUCUUUCACUGUGGCAACCCGAGUACUACUUGAAUAAAGAACCUCGUCACGAGAAAAUUGCUUUGCAACUUUGGAAACGGGCGAACGAGACGUCCAACUUCAAUAGCAUUACAUAUCACACUUGGUUGGCGGCGCAAAACUUGAAAAUACACAAAAUUGAUCUGGAUAAGUACUUGUACGGUCCGCAUAAAGGAGAUGAAAGCACAGAAUGGAACUGGUUAAAAAAGCAAGUGUCCGUCACGUGUGUGGUUUUCGUGGAAAAGCUCAAGCUGGGACAAUCGAUCAAAGCCACGUGGGGCAAACGUUGCAACAAAAUAUAUUUCUUUGGACACCGUUUGAAGAAUGCGGAAUUGCCUGUUAUUAAUGUAGAUGUAAAAAUUGUGUCUUCCUGGCAGCUUUUAUGUGAAGCUAUGAAUUACAUUUGGAAGGUUGAAGACAAGCUAGAAUGGAUUAUAUUUGUGAAAGACGAUACUAUUGUUAUAACAGAAAAUCUGCGCUACAUGGUCGCCCCAUUAGAUUAUAGGCGUGACUAUUAUUUGGGUCAUCCGGUGGUUUUGUGGGGUCAGACUUACAAUGUUGCUCAAUCCGGAUAUGUUCUUAGUAAAGGAGCACUGGAUAAAGUAGUCCAAAUGUUCAAUACUGCGGAAAAAUGUAAGAAGGGUGGAAAGUAUUGGAAAAAGGAAGAUUAUUAUCUUGGAAAGCACCUGUCGUCCUUAGGCAUACGUCCGUCCGAUACCAGAGAUCAGUACUUAAGAGGUACUUUCCAUGGUUAUUCCUUACAAAAUCUUCUGUGGGGUGUCGCGAAGCCAGACAGCUAUUUCACGCGUGCUGUAUACCCGAUAAAAAGAGAAUACUGCUCUUCAAUAUCUGUAACUUUUGGCGCCAGCGAGCCUGAUAAAAUGCACACGCUAAAUUAUCUGUUGUAUCAAUUGCGUGUAUUGAAUGGCGAAAGCCGAUUUGGUAAUAUUCCUGCUGAAGUUUCGGUACCCGAAGAGAAUGUUUGGAAGAUUGCAUUGCAAGAAGAAUUUAACAUCACACAUUUGAGUGAUAUAUCUAGCGACGCUUAUUUCGAAAUAUGGCACUCAAGAUACUCCGAACCAGGCCAGUUAAAAAUUACUAAAAAUUAUCGGAUGACGUCGGAUGCGCUAAAUUGUUUACUGGCGAAUUACAAAGCGGGAAAUAGGUCUGCGUAUGACUGUAGGACUAAAAGUGUUGUCGACAGUACAAAAAACUGAAUGAGUUAUUUAUUCGAAGACUAAUUUUAACAGUUUACUAUAGUUGUCAAAAGAAUUUGUACAAAGGAUUGAAAGAUGGUGAAUAUUUGUGAUAUCUCCUUUUUUAUAUAUUUGAUCAUUUAAACAUUAAAAAGAUAUAAGAUUGACAAAGUAUAUUAAUAAAAAAAGGAUUGAUAUAA